Closterium sp. NIES-65 is the source of this 693-nucleotide messenger RNA. The record is from the annotation of a GenBank genome assembly. Lineage: Eukaryota; Viridiplantae; Streptophyta; Zygnematophyceae; Desmidiales; Closteriaceae.
AUGGAGGGGGAAGAAGACAGCUCACGUGCUAUUCCUGGGGCUUCGCUUGGAGGCCUCCCGACACCGGCCUCCAGGGCCAGUUUUCGCUUGGGGAGCGUCUUCAAUGGGCAGGAAAUUGGGUGGGACGAUGCAAUCGCGACGAGGAGGCGUGAAGAGGUGCGGGAAUGGGAGUCUCAAGGACCUGGCCCAGUGACGGAGGAGCAAGGAACACGAGGAAAGGAGAAGGACCCGGAUUGGAGGCCGGCUCCGGGGGAGGCGGCCGGCACGAGUGGAGAAUCGGGUGAUGAGGGUUGGGGAGGGAGAGGAGGGGGCCAGGCUGGUGGCAGUGGCGCGCGUGGCAGCGGUGCAGCAGCAAAGAGGCCACGCACGAGUGGGCCUGUGGGGUCGGGAGCUGGAGGGGCCGGGCCGGCGUCGAAUUCGCAGCCGCAGGGGGCAGCCGCGGGUGGUUCUGAGGGGUCGGGCGCAGCAGGGGCAGGUACCUCCGCCGCUGCGGCAGGUGGUGCACCUUUGGGUGGGUCUGUGGGGGCUGGAGCAAGCCAGAGGUCCGACAGGGCGGGCAGGACCCCUACCGACGAGGAGCUGGACCCAUGGACUGAGGAGGCGUCAAUAGAACUCAUGGCGGAGAAGGAGGAGCGCAGAGCCCCAUGGCGCCAAGGAGACGAUGGUGGGGAACCUUCCCAAGGGGCUUGGUGA